AUGCCACCGCGGGCGACAGUUGAAGAAGUCUACGACGAUCCAGAUGAUCUUCCACUACCAAGCAAGGCGCUUCCAAAUACUGGAACGCGUGGUGCGCUGCUCGAGGAGAUCACGAGCGACGACGAUGAAGACAUGGAAAUCCCGCUUCAACCGACGAUCGCACCUCGUGCAGCACCUCCUGUAGCCGCUGGAGCAUCCAGCAGCAGAUUCACCGCGCCUGGUGUGCCUGCUGGGGCUCGAGUUACCACGGACAGGUCGCAGUUCAAGGAUUGGUUGCAAAUCUAUCCGAUCUACAUCGAUGCUAAGCAGCCCUUCAAGUCGGGUUGCCGACGGAUCGCUCGAGAGAAGAGUGUAUGGUGGCCAUUGAGUAUGGAUAUUGCCCAGGCAGCGAGUAUAUUAGGAUUGAAUGUUGUUCACGAGGCGCAAGCCUUUCACCCACGCGAUUGGGCGAACCCGGGUCGCGUAAGGAUAAAUUGGAAGGAGGCUGUGAAACAGAGAGCGCAGAUCAAGACGAAGAAACAGUUGCUUGAGGUUCUUUCUGGUAUUAUCCAACAGAGACGACCAGAACUCGUUCCAAAGAUUAAAACGCAAGAUAUGGCCCAAGGUUCAGAGGCGACUCAGGUUGCAUCCUCAUCCAAGGUUCCGGCACCGUCAAAGCACAAGCAACGAAAAGUGCACACGCCUCGCCCUCCAAAGCCUGCUCCACCCAUCGCUCAGAGGCUCCCGAGCGUCUCACCCGCUGUAAUAUCUGGGGACCUUGUAAACGCCGUCAAGGCCGGUAUGGACGCAAUGAAGCAAACACAGUCAGAAGCGCAGCAGGCUGCAGCCGCUGCCGGUGUAGGAAAAGGGAAGCGAAAAGUCGUUCGCGUCCGUGGUUGA
Molecule: messenger RNA, 879 nt
Organism: Serendipita indica DSM 11827
Lineage: Eukaryota; Fungi; Basidiomycota; Agaricomycetes; Sebacinales; Serendipitaceae
Source: the annotation of a GenBank genome assembly